AAUGAUGUUAUGACAAACAUAUAAAUGAUUGCUCGAUAUUAUAUAAUAUAUACAACCGUGCUUACACAGUUAAUCGAUUAAUCUCGCUUCUGGUUGACCUACACGGACUACAAACACUAACCGGAAGUAGUUGACAGUGUUUUUCUGUGCAAAACUAGAGAGAUGAGGCUUCCUCUUCACUCCUUUUGCAUCUUCAGGAGUUUAUUCUGUCAAAGGCAGACGACAAACCCACAGCGGCGAGCCUUGAGCGGUGCAGCGAUGCGUCUGGUGCAGUUUCAUCGCCACGGUGACGUAGGGGACAUCAGGGUGGGAGUGGAGCACGGCGAGGGGCUCGGCGUGGUGGAUCUGAAGGCGUUUGACCCCUCCAUGCCCUCGACAAUGAGAGAGCUGCUGGAGCUGGGAGACGAGGGUCUGGAGCGUGCACAAAGGGCCUUGUCGUCCGGUCAGUGCGUGGUGGAGCGCUCAGACAUCCAGCUGCUGUCUCCUGUGUUGGCCCCGGAGAAGGUGGUGUGCGUGGGUAUGAACUACCGGGACCACUGCCUGGAGCAGAACGCCCCGAUCCCCAAAGAGCCGAUAAUCUUCAGCAAAUUUCCCAACGCCAUCACAGGGCCGUACGAUGACAUCAUCCUGCCCUCAGAGAGCCAGGAGGUGGACUGGGAAGUGGAGUUGGCCUUUGUGAUCGGACGAAGAGGAAAACACAUCAAGGAGGAAGAUGCGCUCUCCUACGUGGCCGGCUUCACUGUGGCCAACGACGUCAGCGCACGUGACUGGCAGAUGAAGCGCAACGGGAAGCAGUGGCUGCUGGGAAAAACGUUCGACAGCUUCUGUCCCCUCGGCCCUGCGUUAGUAACCACAGAUGCCGUGAAAGAUCCUCACAACCUGGAUGUCCGCUGUCUGGUUAAUGGAGACACAGUGCAGAGCAGCAACACUGAUCAGAUGAUCUUCAAGACAGAGGCGCUGGUCGCCUGGGUCUCAAAGUUUGUGACAUUAACUCCAGGAGACGUGUUCCUGACAGGCACUCCUCCAGGUGUGGGUGUGUUCAGAAAGCCACCUGUUUUUCUCAAGAAAGGAGAUGUGGUGGAGUGCCAGAUAGACCAAUUAGGCUCUAUAAUCAACAAAGUGGUCUAAUCCCUGAGACAGCCUGCAGAAAACACCAAGAAUCUAUGAUUGAUUGGGCUGUCAGCUGUUAAAUAAACUGCACUUCUGAUCGACUGCUUCACACAAUUAAUAACUAUUAUCAGAAAGUUUGAUUGAGUUUUGUUUCUAAUAGACUGUGUGGAAACUGUAAACUCAGGAUGAAUGUUUUAUUCAGGGUACUAUAGUAAUUGAAAGGAAGGAAAACAUGGUAUUUUUACUACAUGAAACGGUGUAAUUACAUGACUCAACACGGUGAUUUUGCAGCUCGACCUCGGUUAUUGAGUCAUUGUCAUCACUAGCUGUAAAAAUACCCUCCAUCAGCAGCCACCCACCCCUGCAGUAGAGCAGAAACUGUGAACUUCCUGACAGUUUUUUUUAUAUGUAAAAAAAUAAAACAUGUUUGUAAUUAUGUUUAACAUUCAGGAUGAUAAACUGAUGAGUUUUCCACUAACUUAGAGGAUUCAACCACUUUCUCAUAGAAAGUAAGCAGAUUUCCAGUAAUAGAAAUGAAUUGAAUGAAAAUGUACUUUGCCUGACGAAGCUACUUUGAUUCAUGUACCUGCUUGCUUCAUUUUCUUUUUGCUGAAAUCACUGAAGUUGAUUUUUUUUCACUGACAGCUGCAGAGAAACCCUCAGACUAAAUGGACUCAUUUACAUUUUUCAGUAGUGUGAUUAGGUGACUUGUUCAUAAUCAUGUUUAACCAGUGAGUCACAUAAUAAUCAGUGAAAUAAUUAGAUUUUAAAUUCAGUCAUUUAGCAGAUUAUUUUAUCCAAAGCAGGCAGCAUUUUCCCAACACUUACACUACAUGGGGAGUAAUUUGAAGUUAACUGAGAUUAAAAACUAAGAUUAAAAACUUGCCUAGAAUUAGUGUAAGUGUGGAUUUAAGACCCAAGCUAUUACUGAGGCACCUGUGAAAAGGCUCUAACAGUACACUCACUUCAACACUGGGUGGCAGUAGAGUUUCAUGGUCAAUGGGAGCCGAUCAACUGCACCUUUGAUUUGUGGUCAAGGUGAAAGAAAAAACACAGACGUGCUGACUCUUGACUGUAAAAACAGAUGGUUGUAAACUCCAAAAUAUUAACGCCUGCCAGAAAAAGUUCUACGUCCCGUUCAAAGCGAGACAUCGAUUUGUCUACACCUCGGAGUCAAAAGGUCUACGUCAAACAGACUCUCCUGAGGUCUGAGUCAGCACACAAAAGAUCUACAUUCAGGAGGAGAGCGAGUUAGAGUGAUGAGCUGUUUGGAAGAAAUUAUAUCUAAAGAAAUGAGCACACAAUAUACUACUGUAAAGCGUUUUUGUCUGUGAACCUCUUCAAAUGAUAUGUGUCAAGUAAUGAUGAAGUAAUUUGUUUAUUGUCGGAAUGAACAUUUACACUUUCACUGAUUAACUUGUGAGAAACUAGAACAAAGCAGAGCUCGGCUUAAUGAUCACGUUACGAACAAAACAUCUGCGGCCUUCAUUACAACGUAAACAUGGUCGAAACACGAGGCGCAGUGAGUCCUCACAACUGAUUACAGGGACUUCAUAAUCCUCGUCUCCUGUGGCUUUAUGCUAAUGCUAUUACUAAAGAUAAACUUAAAAAUCAAUGUCUCAUCACCGGAAAAUCAAAAUGCAAUUAACCUAAAGGCACGAGCGUCCCGGCUCAGCAUGCAUCUUUUUUUUUUUUUUUUUAAA
This is a messenger RNA of Morone saxatilis (striped sea-bass), 2813 nucleotides long. RefSeq names its product fumarylacetoacetate hydrolase domain containing 2A (gene fahd2a). The transcript is spliced from 8 exons. The record is from RefSeq and is a predicted model, not a curated record. Gene Ontology annotation, molecular function: hydro-lyase activity. The coding region runs from base 163 to 1128 and encodes 321 amino acids. NCBI's taxonomy places the organism in Eukaryota, Metazoa, Chordata, Actinopteri, Moronidae.